This is a messenger RNA of Aricia agestis (brown argus), 461 nucleotides long. RefSeq lists its product as uncharacterized. The transcript is spliced from 5 exons. The coding region runs from base 52 to 396 and encodes 114 amino acids. The record is from RefSeq and is a predicted model, not a curated record. NCBI's taxonomy places the organism in Eukaryota, Metazoa, Arthropoda, Insecta, Lepidoptera, Lycaenidae.
GCACCGCCCUUAGAAUACUUCGGACCUCCGAUUAAGGGACACCUCGGCAGAAUGCGUCGCUUUACCUGCAUGAUACUGGCGCUGGUUUUGGCAGGGAUUUGUGGAAUACAGAUUAUACAGAGUUUAAAGAUGGAUGAUUUGAAGCAGGACAUGGAAAACAGAGAGCUGUGGACAGAACUGAGAAAGGAUCAUGUCAUGAACCUAAUGAGAAAUUAUCACGCUGACGCACAAGGAUGGACUAACGAAUAUGGGACGAAUUAUGAGAAACGCGCGAACGUCAAGAAAUGGUGGUGGCUGCUGUACAGCAAUGGCAAUAGACAAAAGCAGCAGAAGUGGAAGAAAGGUCCCGCGUCACUAGUUUGCUAUUUCAAAGUUUGCGCAGUGCCAGCUGUUUAAUUGCAAGAUUUGAGAUUUAUGAUAAUUUAAAUUUAAGUAAAUAAUAAAUUAAAAAACCUGUUUUC